This is a messenger RNA of Mytilus californianus (California mussel), 1206 nucleotides long. Its product is annotated as testis anion transporter 1-like. Lineage: Eukaryota; Metazoa; Mollusca; Bivalvia; Mytilida; Mytilidae. The coding region runs from base 919 to 1176 and encodes 85 amino acids. The transcript is spliced from 2 exons. The record is from RefSeq and is a predicted model, not a curated record.
GUUCUGGUGUAAAUAGAGCCAUAUCUGGUUUCCAAAGUGGACGUCUUAGUAAUGAUGGAAUUGUAGAUGGGAGGUUCGGUGGUGGUUUAGAUGGAAGGAGAUUAGCUGCAGCAUUAGGUGGAACUGUCGCAGGAACUGCAGCAGGGCUAGCAUCCGCUCUUAGUGGAGGAUUAGCUUCUUCACUAGAUGGAACAGGAAGAUUUUCUGGAACAGUAGGAGGCAAUUUCAGAGGCAGAUUUGGACCCGGUUUGAGUGCAACUGGUCCAGGUUUGACUGCAACUGGUCCCGGUUUGGGUUCAGCUGGUCCUGGUUUGAGCGGAUUUGGUCUCGGUUUGAGUGCAUCUAGCUCCGAUUUAAGUAGAACUGGUCUAGCAGUGAGUGGCCUAUUCCCAAGUGUAAGUGGAUUAGGCCCUAGUACCAGCAGAUUUGGUACCGGACGAGAUGACACAACCAGUAGAGGAGGUUUCAUCACCAUAAGUUACCAAGCAUACAUCGGAUUGAUCUCUUAUAUUUCAUCCCUCGAAAGAACCCUUACUAUUAAUACAGGUGUCAGAACUGGUUUUGGAGGAAGACAGCCCGGAAGCAAUUUUGUAAGUGGAUUUUCUAGAGUAGUAUCUACACCUGGAGGUCAAGGAAUUAUUUCCACUUUUCAACCAAGAGGCUUUGUAAGUAGACCUAGUGAUGAGCUAUCAGUCAGCCGCCCUGCAGGCCAAAUUGUUGCAUCUUUCCAACGAAGUGGCAGUGUUAGCAGUCCAAGUGGCGAUUUGUCAGUUCGCGUUCCUGUAGGUCAAGUUAAUGCACCUUUCCAGCCAAGUGGUUUUGCUGGUAGACCAAGUGAUUCUACUUCAGCAAGUUUGGAGGGGAGUUUUGGAACAGAUGGCUCUAGUACAUUUGGACCUGUUUGGAGAUUUGGAGUAAAUGGUGUCAGAGGUGUUGCAGAUCGUAGCGGAGUUAGAAUCACAGACGGAAGAGGAGUUGCAACCACAGACGGAAGUGGAUUCAGAAUUACAGAUGGAAGUGGAUUUAGAACCACAGACGGAAGUGGAGUCAGUAUCACAGAUGGAAGUGGAUUUAGAACCACAGACGGAAGAGGAUUCAGAAUCACAACAGGAAGUGGUGGUAGAACCACAGACGGAAGAGGAUUUAGAAUCACAGACGGAAGUGGAGUUAGAAUAACAAGGAGAAAUGGAUUAAUAGUUAAAGCUG